Molecule: messenger RNA, 3141 nt
Organism: Lipotes vexillifer (Yangtze River dolphin)
Lineage: Eukaryota; Metazoa; Chordata; Mammalia; Artiodactyla; Lipotidae
Gene: MIDEAS
Product: mitotic deacetylase associated SANT domain protein
Biological process (GO): regulation of transcription by RNA polymerase II; negative regulation of DNA-templated transcription
Cellular component (GO): transcription regulator complex; histone deacetylase complex
Molecular function (GO): transcription corepressor activity
Source: RefSeq, a predicted model, not a curated record
AUGAACCUCCAGGCCCAGCCCAAGGCUCAGAACAGGCGGAAGCGUUGCCUCUUUGGGGACCAGGAACCAGCUGCCAAGGAGCAGCUCCAAUCCCUGCAAGCACCACAGCAGCCCCCGGCCCCUCCACCGUCCAGAGUGAAGGAGGAGCCUUACUUUGCGCACGAGGGUCCAGCAGGGGCUGCCCCCGCCUCCCUCCCUUGCUUUGUUGCGCUUCCACCACCUGUGGACACGUCCCUAUAUUCACUGAACUCCGUGGUGUAUGGGUCUGAGCGAACCAUGUUGUCUCAGCAGGUGGGCUCGGUCAAGUGGCCCAACUCUGUGAUGGCUCCAGGGCGGGGCCCGGAGCGUGGAGGGGUUGGGGGUGUCAGUGACAGCGGCUGGCAGCAGCAGCCGGGCCAGCCUCCGCCCCACUCGACAUGGAAUCGCCACAGCCUGCCCCUUUACAGUGGACCCAAGGGAAGCCCUCAUCCUGGCAUGGGGGUCUCCACCUACUAUAACCACCCUGAGCCACUGAAGCGGGAGAAAGCAGGGGGGCCACAGCUGGACCGCUUUGGGAACGCUGUGCGGCCAAUGGUGCCGCAGAAGGUGCAGCUGGAGGUUGGGCGGCCCCAGGCACCCCUGAACUCUUUCCAUGUGGCCAAGAAGCCGCCGAACCAGACGCUGCCCCUGCAGCCCUUCCAGCUGGCGUUCGGCCACCAGGUGAACCGACAGGUCUUCCGGCAGGGCCCAUCGCCGCCCAACCCCGUCGCCGCCUUCCCACCGCAGAAGCAGCAGCAGCAGCAGCAGCAGCAAGCGGCCCUUCCCCAGAUGCAGCUCUUUGAGAACUUCUACCCCAUGCAGCAGCCACCCUCUCAGCAGCCCCAGGACUUUGGCCUGCAGCCGGCCGGACCACUGAGUCAGUCCCACCUGGCUCACCACAGCCUGGCACCCUACCCCUUCCCCCCAAACCCUGACAUGAACCCAGAACUGCGCAAGGCCCUCCUGCAGGAGUCAGCCCCGCAGCCUGUGCUACCUCAGGCCCAGAUCGCCUUUCCCCGCCGUUCCCGCCGCCUCUCUAAGGAGGGCGUCCUGCCUUCCACCACCCUGGAUGGGGCCGGCACCCAACCUGGGCAGGAUCCCGCCAGCAACCUGUUCCUGCACCACUGGCCCCUGCAGCAGCCACCACCCGGCCCCCUGGGGCAGCCCCAUCCUGAAGCUCUGGGAUUCCCACUGGAGCUGAGGGAGUCGCAGUUGCUGUCGGACGGGGAGAGACUGGCACCCAAUGGCCGGGAGCGGGAGGCUCCCGCCAUGGGCAGCGAGGAGGGCACGCGGGCUGUGGGCACAGGGGACUGUGGGCAGGUGCUACGGGGUGGGGUGAUCCAGAGCACUCGACGGAGGCGCCGGGCGUCCCAGGAGGCCAAUUUGCUGACCCUGGCCCAGAAGGCAGUGGAGCUGGCUUCACUGCAGAACACAAAGGAUGCCAGUGGCUCUGAGGAGAAGCGGAAAAGUGUAUUGGCUUCAACUACCAAGUGUGGGGUGGAGUUUUCUGAGCCUUCCUUAGCUGCCAAGCGAGCACGAGAGGACAGCGGGAUGGUACCCCUCAUAAUCCCAGUGUCUGUGCCUGUGCGGGCUGUGGACCCAACUGAGGCAGCCCAAGCUGGAGGUGUUGACGAGGAUGGAAAGGGUCCUGAACAGAACCCCACUGAACACAAGCCGUCGGUCAUCGUCACCCGCAGGCGGUCCACCCGUAUCCCUGGGACUGACGCCCCAGCUCAGGCUGAGGACAUGAACAUCAAGUUGGAGGGGGAACCUUCAGUGCGGAAACCAAAGCAGCGGCCGAGGCCUGAACCUCUGAUCAUCCCCACCAAGGCGGGCACUUUCAUCGCCCCUCCCGUCUACUCCAACAUCACCCCGUACCAGAGCCACCUGCGCUCCCCUGUCCGCCUAGCUGACCACCCCUCCGAGCGGAGCUUUGAGCUGCCCCCCUAUACACCACCCCCCAUCCUCAGCCCCGUGCGGGAAGGCUCCGGACUCUAUUUCAAUGCCAUCAUGUCGACCAGCAGCAUCCCAGCCCCUCCUCCCAUCACGCCAAAGAGUGCCCAUCGCACCCUGCUCCGGUCUAAUAGCACUGAAGUCACCCCGCCUGUCCUCUCUGUGAUGGGGGAGGCCACCCCAGUGAGCAUCGAGCCCCGGAUCAACGUGGGCUCCCGGUUCCAAGCAGAAAUCCCUUCGAUGAGGGACCGCGCCUUGGCAGCCGCAGACUCCCACAAGGCCGACUUGGUGUGGCAGCCAUGGGAGGACCUAGAGAGCAGCCAGGAGAAGCAGAGGCAAGUGGAAGACCUGCUGACAGCUGCCUGCUCCAGCAUUUUCCCUGGAGCUGGCACCAACCAGGAGCUGGCCCUGCACUGUCUGCACGAGUCCAGGGGAGACAUCCUGGAAACGCUGAAUAAGCUGCUACUGAAGAAGCCCCUGUGGCUCCACAACCACCCAUUGGCAACUUAUCACUACACAGGCUCCGACCAGUGGAAGAUGGCUGAGAGAAAGCUGUUCAACAAGGGCAUUGCCAUCUACAAGAAGGAUUUCUUCUUGGUGCAGAAGCUGAUCCAAACCAAGACCGUGGCCCAGUGUGUGGAGUUCUACUACACCUACAAGAAGCAGGUGAAGAUUGGCCGCAAUGGGACGCUAACCUUCGGGGAUAUGGAUACAAGUGAUGAAAAGUCGGCCCAGGAAGAGUUUGAAGUGGAUAUUAAGACUUCCCAGAAGUUCCCCAGGGUGCCUCCUCCUAGAAGAGAGUCCCCAAGUGAAGAGAGGCUAGAGCCUAAGAAGGAAGUAAAGGAGACCAGAAAGGAGGAGGAAGAGAUGCCAGAGACCCAGGAGAAGGCGGAGCAGGAAGAGGGGCGAGAGCGAAGCCGGCGGGCAGCGGCUGUCAAAGCCACGCAGACACUACAGGCCAAUGAGUCGGCCAAUGACAUCCUCAUCCUCCGAAGCCACGAAUCCAAUGCCCCUGGAUCUGCAGGUGGCCAGGCCUCAGAGAAGCCAAGGGAGGGGCCAGGGAAGUCACGUAGGGCACUUCCUUUUUCGGAGAAGAAGAAAAAACCAGAGCCAUUUAAUAAGAGCCAGAAUCAGGAGAAUACUUUUCCGUGUAAAAAAUGUGGCAGGUAA